AUGUACCUCCAGUUCUACAUAAACGAAAAUGGGGACAAGGUCUACACGACCAAGGUGUAGUCCCGUAUUUAUUUAUUCUUACCUCAAUUGGUCCCCUGUUGUUGAUAGAUUUUUUUUUAAUUUAACUUUUUUGAGAUCGUGGCAUGCGAAUUUUUGAUAUUUGCAUUGUCCAAUUUGUACUCGUUCUGGUGGGUCUCUCUGCAAAACAUUUCAAUGCCUACUUUCACACGCCUCUAAGACGAGAGCGAAAUAUUUUUCCCUAUUAACAUGGCUACAUUUAUCGACAUUUAUCGACUCGUUCUGUUGCGAUCUGAUGGCUACAUAGUUCACCGAAACUGAUUUUCAUUUUAGCGGGCCAAUUCUUACCUGGUAUUCAUAACUUUUUAUGCUCCGAUUUUUCAAAUUUUACUAUCUUAAACAUAGUAAAAGCAUUUACUUCAUUUGUGUUCUUACGGUGAUUGUGUUCAAUAGAUGGAUCUCACUGCUUGGUCUAAUCGUCUGAAACUAAACUAGUAUCUGUUCAUCGGCUGAUUGAUUGCUGCCUUGGGUACCGUUAUUUAAUGUAACUAUGAUACCGAUGUUCCGUGAUGCUACUAUGAAGUUGGUAAUGAAAUAUACGCUUGAAUGGAGGCCAUUAUAUUCGGACUUCUGAUUAUUCCUUGGUAGAAAUAAAAUUGAAAUGUGGUUGGAUGAUGAUGAUGAUAUUAGCUUCUUGAUCAAUGAGGAGCUUUUCAACGGUGCAAUUUUGUCCCCUCCUAUCCUUUUAUAUUAGUCAUGUUACUGAUGCUGCGCUCCCACUUUGUAACAGAAAGAGUCACCAGUUGGAUUAGCGACGCAAUCAGCUCAUCCAGGUAAAGCAGAUGUUCAAGAAUGAUUUGUUUCCUUUUUUGAGUUCUCCCUGUCUUGAUUUACAUUAUGUAUUCCAAUGGGAAGGUUGAUUAUUUUUUUUUUAUCUCUUCUCGUCUUGUCAUUUUUCUCUGUAAUAAGCUAUUGGCUGGUGUGAUCUCAUUUAUUUAAACACCUGAGUCAUUCGAGUGUUAUGGAUUCUCUUAGGUUUUGCAUCAUAGCUCAUCAUCCCGUCUCAUCUGGUGAGCCAAGAAAAUAUCGAGUUCAGUGACCAGUUUUUGAACACAGAAAAAACGAAAAUAAUAGCUUGUUCUUCAAGUAGGUGUUCAUUAUCUGGUUCAUUAAAGGAUAAUGACUGGAAUGUUGUUUCGUUCUUAUGGUUCCCAAAAAAUUGGAUUUUUCACUGUCCCUAGAUCAAGUAUGCUUGAUUUCUCUUCUCAAUCCUAUGGAUGAUACGCAGAACAUGGAACUCUGUUGCAAAAUUUGUUAGAGACCAGGAAAUCGUGGAUGUUGUACAAUAUGUGAACGUAGAAACAUCUAGGUUCGUCCUACUGUAACGCAGCAGCUUCUCAUUGUACCAGCAAUUUCCUCCAUUUAUCCCGAUUCUGUGCGUUUGAUCAUGCUGCUAAACGUCUUGUUUGGUUGGAUACGCAGCUCGCUUCUCUCCAGACGACAAAUAUUCCAGGCAGAGAGUCUUGCUGAAGAAGCGCUUCGGGCUGCUCCCCACCCAGAAGCCGCCGCCAAAGUACUGA
Molecule: messenger RNA, 1598 nt
Organism: Spirodela intermedia
Lineage: Eukaryota; Viridiplantae; Streptophyta; Magnoliopsida; Alismatales; Araceae
Source: the annotation of a GenBank genome assembly